Messenger RNA from Colletotrichum godetiae, 1026 nucleotides. RefSeq lists its product as uncharacterized. NCBI's taxonomy places the organism in Eukaryota, Fungi, Ascomycota, Sordariomycetes, Glomerellales, Glomerellaceae. The record is from RefSeq and is a predicted model, not a curated record. Bases 1 to 1026 code for a protein of 341 amino acids. The transcript is spliced from 4 exons.
AUGACCACCAUCAGAUACUCUGAAGAGGUUGCAAAGCAAGCCAUGAGAAAGGAGAUCGUCCACACUCCCGCCCUCGUGGAUUUGCAUGACGAAAUUCUGCGCACCGUCACGACUACCCGCCAGACUAAAGGCCUUCUGUUGGGUGCAAACACAUAUCACUCAACUACCAAGUCGAUUCUGAGGAACAAGGGCCAAGAAGACAUUGUUGACAUCAACCGUUAUCAUACAGCCGAAAUUUACAUUCGAACUGACAACUGGGCUGCGAAGCCCUUAGCGGACUGGUUCAACAUGGUCCAUGAAGCUCGUCUCGAGAAGCAGUUCCGCAACAAAUACUGGGCAGCUAAUCAAAGAGCCAACAAGGAAAGCAUCCCUUACUUGUUCAGGAGAAUCAUUGCCACAUGCUUUUCUCACGAGUUUGCCGACUUGCGCAGGGCUAAGAUUGCACAGUCUGACUUCAGCCAGUACAGCAAGUGGCUUCAAAUGCAUGGCAGAUGCCACACCAUCACCUUUGAUGAGUUGAUAGAGAGACAGAUCGUAAUGUCCAGGGAUGGCGGAGUUCAGCCUCCUGCCAACAACACAAGCCAGAUCGAAGAUAUCGCACCUUCAGCUUCUACCGACACAACAGCUCUCGCCACUGUAGCUUUCAUCGCGAAGGGCGCUCUCAAUCCGGUAGGAGCUACCAUGGCUAGUCCGGAUUCGAACACAACCCGAUCAAUGACUCCAGCCGACGUGAAGGACAUGGUAAACGAGAUGAUGAAGUCCCACAACGUGGUAACUGAAGCCACUGUCGAGGGCCUAAUCGACAGAAAGCUUGCGCCUGUCCUGGAGGCCGUCGCAGAAGCCAAGGGCGACUUGAAGAAGCGUCCGACGCCCUCCAGGACAUGGAAAAGAAUGGCGGCUACCGAGAAGGCUCUGAUGACUAUCGCGAAUGCUCUAUCGGCUAGAAAGACCGACGUUCAGGAAGUCAUCAAGGAGUUCAAAGGAGACAUCAAGGCUGUCAAUUACAAGCAGGAAGUCUUGGAAUAG